CUGCUUCAAAAUUCUGAAGCACUCGAGGACGUCAAAGCCCCGCCCUUCCUACGAGAGGCGGUGCUACUUUCAAAUUUAAAGGGAAGGCGCCUUAUUUCAAAAACUUAGUUGUAAACCAGAGAUACAGCAUGAUGUUGUUGACGGUCAGUUCUGAGAAUAACACGUACCAACGAUGUUUCAUCUAUGUGUUGGUACUGUUAAUAGAUAAAGCCUCUCUGCACAGGUUGAUUGAAGGUGAUGAAGGAGGCUCUGUCGUUAUGCCAUGCAGCAAAAGAAGCAUUGUACUUGAAGAAAAACAUCUGACAGUCCACUGGAGACACAACGACACCAGGAAUGUAUAUGAUAUUAUCCAGGGAGAAGUUUCUGUAAAGGAACAAGAUCCAGCAUACAAGAACAGAGUUGAAGUUUUAGCUGAAGAGCUCAAGAAAGGCCAGAUCUUUCUCAAAAUUACUGAUCUUCAACUCUCCGAUAGAGGAACGUUCCUCUGUUUUGUUCCGGAUUUGAGACUUUAUCACAGUACACAACUGGUGGUCAAAGAACGACCAGUAAAAGAAUACAGAUCAGAAAAAUUGCAUGUAAAAAGUCAUGGUACAGGAACAAGCCUGGGAAGGACUCUGCACCUCCUCCUUUUAUCUGGAUUCAUUCUGCACUUUAUUUGAUUCUGCCCAUUCUAUUGUAAAUGAAAAACAAAGCAAACCAGGCCAUUGUUCCCCAUUUUUGUCAUGUUUGUUAAUAGAUGAUGUGCUGCACUUCUAAUCUUUUUAUACUACACAAUACAAAUAAAUUAUUCCGUUUUGAAUGCACUAUUCAACAUAAAACAUUUUUUAAAGCUAUAAAUGGAAUUAAAGAUUUGUGUUGAUUAA
Molecule: messenger RNA, 863 nt
Organism: Megalobrama amblycephala (Wuchang bream)
Lineage: Eukaryota; Metazoa; Chordata; Actinopteri; Cypriniformes; Xenocyprididae
Exons: 4
Coding region: 129-659 (176 amino acids)
Biological process (GO): cellular response to lipopolysaccharide; negative regulation of T cell proliferation; immune response
Cellular component (GO): external side of plasma membrane
Source: RefSeq, a predicted model, not a curated record